Ostrinia nubilalis (European corn borer) is the source of this 2417-nucleotide messenger RNA. It is a transcript of the gene RpL18, whose product is annotated as protein LSM14 homolog B-A. The transcript has 13 exons. The record is from RefSeq and is a predicted model, not a curated record. NCBI's taxonomy places the organism in Eukaryota, Metazoa, Arthropoda, Insecta, Lepidoptera, Crambidae. Gene Ontology annotation, cellular component: P-body; ribosome. Gene Ontology annotation, molecular function: mRNA binding; structural constituent of ribosome. Gene Ontology annotation, biological process: translation; P-body assembly; cytoplasmic stress granule assembly. Bases 103 to 2391 code for a protein of 762 amino acids.
UGCCAACUUCCCGUCAGUCAUUUUGUUCGGUGGCUGAUAUUUCACGGUCGACGAUAUCGGGAAAAAUCUUUGUCAUCGGUGGAUUAUUUUUAAAGUGACACUAUGAGUUCUGGAAUGCCUGAAUUAGGCUCCAAGAUAAGCCUAAUAUCGAAAGCAGAUAUUCGGUACGAAGGGAGACUUUUUACCGUUGAUCCUCAGGAAUGUACCAUCGCUUUGGCUAGCGUGCGAUCAUUCGGUACUGAGGACCGCGAGACACAGUACCCGGUAGCACCUCAAAGCCAAGUGUACGAUUACAUCUUGUUCCGUGGCUCUGACAUCAAAGACAUCCGGGUGCUCAACAAUGUCCCCUCUCUGCCCAACGAUCCUGCCAUUAUGCAGAUGUCAGUGCCCCCAUCGCUCGGUGGAGGCGCACCUCCCCCGGGGCAGUACGCUGGACAGUUCAAUCAUCCGGUCGUUGGACAGACACAAUACCCGCAGUACCACCCAAUGGCUGGUUUCCCCGGAAGUGUGCAUGCCCAACUCAACAAGACCAGUGAGUUGUCUCCGCAAACCUCAGUGGAGCUGGCGAUACAGCCUCAACCCACGACCGCUCCGAUCGGAUCUGGAGUGGUACACCACUUAAACCAAGUGAAAGACCAAGGCUCAAUGCUGGAUCUUAUUGGAGGAGGCUCUCAACAGAGUGCAUCGAGGUCUGGUACUCCUGCUGUUGGACACAGGAAGAGCCCUACGGCUGAUCAAGGCACUCAGCAGGUGGGCUCCGUCGCCAGUGGCUCCGGGCAGCAGCGCGACAGCCGGCGCGGCAGCAACUCUGGCCAGAAGCCGCAGCAGAGCCGCAACCGGACCAACUCGCGGAACCGCACGCGCUAUCCCAGCGGCGGCGCGCAGCAGCAACCGCAGCAACAGCAGCAGCAUCAGCAGCACCAGCAGCAGCAGCAUCAGCAGCCGCAGAGCUCGCAGCAGCACCACCACCACCAGCAGCAUCAGGGCGAGACGUCGAAUUAUCAUCAUCAGGGUGGGCAAGGCUACAACCGCGGCGGCUGGCGAGGCAGGCCGCGCGGGCGCGGUCGCGGCUUCGUUCCCCGCAACAAGAACACGCUCAAGUUCGACAACGACUACGACUUCGAGCAGGCCAAUACUGAGUUCGAGGAGCUGCGCAAUCAGCUCGCCAAGACCAAGAUCAGCGAUGCGGAGGUCAAGCCUGAGGUUACGCCUGUUGGCGAGGUGGACAAAAAGGACGAUUCCGGCAACGAGACGGGCGCGGGUGAAGCGGAGGUAGACGAGAAUGAUAGCGGCUUCAUGGGCUAUGAUAAGAACAAGAGCUUCUUCGACAACAUCUCUUGCGAAGCUGUUGAGAGAUCAAAGGGCCGCAGUCAAAGGACGGACUGGCGAACGGAGCGCAAGCUCAACUCGGAAACGUUCGGCGUGGCAAGCGCCCGCCGCGGCGCCUGGCGCGGCCGAGCCGGAUGGCGGCACCACAACCCGCACAACCCGCAUAACAUGCACAAUAUGCAUAGCAUGCACAAUAUGCACAAUCAGCACUACAACCAGCAUCAGCCAUGGCGGGUGAUGCGCGGCGGGCGCGGGCGGGGCGGCGGCGCGAACCGCGGCGCGCGCGCACCCAACGCGCCCGCGCCGUCCUCCAGCGCGCCGCCGCCCGCGCUGCCGGCGCCUAUGCCGGCCACAGCCACAGCAUCGGACGGUGUUGAAGUGGUCGCUGCCGUCGAAGCCGCCGAUCAUGUAGAUCAGGUUGUUGAGGGUACACAGCCCGUGGUACGCCCGAGGCGUCAGGUCCAUGUGGAUGGAGAGGAACCAACGUCUCUUUUUCAUCCGGUUGUCAAGAUGGGUAUCGACAUCAACCAUAAACACGACAGGAAAGUUCGGCGCACCGAAGUAAAAUCUCAGGAUGUGUACCUGAGGUUGCUCGUAAAAUUGUACAGAUACUUGGCCAGGCGUACGAACUCUAAGUUCAACCAGAUCGUCCUGCGCCGUCUGUUUAUGAGCCGCAUCAACCGGCCACCGAUCUCGCUGUCGCGCCUGGCCCGUCACAUGAAGAAGCCAACGCGCGAGGGUCUGAUCGCCGUCGUCGUCGGCACAGUGACCAAUGAUGUGAGGUUAUACACCGUUCCCAAGAUGACCGUGGCCGCCCUCCAUGUCACAGAGAAGGCGCGCGCCCGUAUCUUGGCUGCUGGAGGAGAAAUCUUAACCUUCGACCAGCUGGCUCUCCGUGCCCCCACCGGCCGCAAGACAGUGCUAGUGCAGGGUCAACGCAACGCCCGCGAGGCCGUGCGCCACUUCGGGCCCGCGCCUGGCGCGCCGCGCUCCCACACGAAGCCCUACGUGCGCUCCAAGGGACACGAGCGCGCACGACCCAGCCGCCGCUCCAACGUGUAAUCUUUAAUAUAAGGACUACAAAAUUA